This is a messenger RNA of Sodiomyces alkalinus F11, 638 nucleotides long. RefSeq lists its product as hypothetical. The record is from RefSeq and is a predicted model, not a curated record. The transcript has 3 exons. NCBI's taxonomy places the organism in Eukaryota, Fungi, Ascomycota, Sordariomycetes, Glomerellales, Plectosphaerellaceae. Bases 147 to 473 code for a protein of 108 amino acids.
CUAUCCAUAUCAUCGAUCUUUCUUGACGUUUUCUUCUCUUCUCUCUAUACGCACUCUCGCUCUCGCACUCCGUUUGCCUCUUUGAGAACACAUCCACCUUCCACCAUGGGACUGUCUAUCCCAACACCUACCCUGAUACUCGGCAUAUGCAGCCACCUUUCUUUUGCUCGAUACAGACGAACAGACGUCUUUCCGUUCUCGUGUCCGAUGAACGAGUCCCUUUAUCUCGUCCUUCACAUGAUGUCAGCGCCGGGCCCCAACUCCGUUUGGGUCUAUUAUACACCCCCUUCGGAAAGAGAAAGACGCCCGACUUAGACACCGACAUGUUGGCUCUUUCCCUCUCUUUCUUUCUCUGUCUCUUACUGCUCUUACUGUUGAAAUCUGGACAAACGGGAGCAGGGGUACACCCCGGCAUCCAGACCCGCCUAAUGGAAGCUGAAGAUACCAUGGACGAGGCCUUCUCGGCGAAUUGAGCGUUGGCAUGUCAUCCCCCCCGGGCUCGAAAUACCGGCCGGGGUGUCUCUGAAAAGUAUAAAAGGGCAGAUUUUGGCGGCUUGAGCUGGAUUCAACCUUCCUUUCUUUUAAUCUUCUUCUGUACUUUUCGGUACACUCGUCCAAGUUCACUUCACCCUUUUGCC